Molecule: messenger RNA, 2460 nt
Organism: Heterotrigona itama
Lineage: Eukaryota; Metazoa; Arthropoda; Insecta; Hymenoptera; Apidae
Source: the annotation of a GenBank genome assembly
AUGGAAAAACCUCAAGACCUGCUCAUGCGUAUCGUCGAGAACGACUUCGAUUACGCGGAAACCCAUUUCCACGUUGCCAAUUCUCACCGUCUCUGGAACCAGCAACGCCAACGCCAACCCAGCGACGACGAAAUCUCCACCGUCUGUCGCAUCGACGCCGUCGAGGAACAUUUCGCCAAGGUUCUUACCGACUGGCACCAACGCGUUGCUUGCUCGCAGGUACCGUACCGUUGCUCUCCACCCGUCCGACUUUUAUUCCCGACCAUUGUUCCUUUCCAGGCCUCCGACGCGGACCAAUGCGUCGACGUCGUGCCAUCCGGCGCGGAAACUCUGCCGAGUCGAGACGAGCCGACGAAACCACCUUCCCCCGGCCGUCCGGAGUACGCGACGGAAACCGCCGAACCGCGUUCCACCGACCCGAGCGAACCGAGCCGGACGGACCACGCCGGUACGGCGAAACCGAAAAACAAGAGAAGGAAAAAACGCACGGCACGACGGCGCGACCAGGACGAACCUAGACGUCUACCGGUUCUGCGAGCCGGCGACGUCGAGAGCUUGCUCCGACAGUUCGAAGCUUCCGAGGAUGCUUUUCCCGUGUCGUCGACUCGUCCGCCCGUGAAAUCCGACCAAACUCGACGAUGCGUCCGACCAAUUUCAAACUUCCGCCAACGUGUCGGACGCGCUCCGCCCGAACCGCUCCUCCGAGAGACCAAGGUAACUCGCGACUCUCCGCGAUCGUCCGUUCGUUCGCGAAUCGAAAUCCAACUUUUCAAACGAUUUCUCGUCCAACUUUUCGAGUCGAAUCGAAACCACGUGGAAACAGGCUUUGCAACUUUGCCGACCUCUACAUAUAUAUAUAUAUAUAGACGUGUUUUGUCGCGUCAGGUCACGUGCGACGACGUCCUCCCCGAGAACGAGAUCGUCGACGGCGGACUGGUUCGAUUGGACCACGACUAUUGCACCGUCCACUCCUCCUCCGUUGGCAGCGGCAGGACGUCCCGGGCUAACGUUUUCGAAACGACGAUCGACGUUUGUCUCCUCGUUCCUUCGCACAGCGGGCCAACGACGACGACGACGACCGGGAAUCGCGACGCUUCCAGAUGCUACCGACCAGUCCACGAACGACCGACACACGCGCGACCCGGAGACAAAGAUGUCCGGCAAACGUCGGACAUCGAGGAGCACGAGCGAGGAAAAUCGUCGACGCGGCGACGUUUCCAACGAUGGUUUCGACCAAGUCGAAGAGAACGAAAUCGCAGCGACAACGGCGGAACGAAUUCACCGUUGCAACCUAUGACGCUGGUGUACGUUCAUCACGCUUCCACUACCACCGAACCUGUCCAGGACGAUCCUGAAAACUUGAUUUGGUCCGAGAGAGAGAUCGUCUCGGUUUUGAAACCGAAACUAGACGGCAACGUUCGGCCAAGACCCGUCACUCGCGACGCAGUCGUUCAAACUUACGAGACGGCGUUUGAAUUUCCCACGAGAUCGUUGAUCGACGUCGACGAGAGAUUCCAGCGACGAAGAAGUGACGACGCGCGAGGCAGGGAUGCGGAGUCUCGUGAAAAGCGCGCGAUUGGUUCCCGGUCGAACCGAUCCGAGUCGAGAGGUAAAAGCAAAAGCAAGAGCAGAAGCAGAAGCAAAAGCAGCGGUAAACGCGGUAACGCGCGUCGCCGGAGGAUCAGUCGUCGACGUAGCUCCGUCAGCUCCAGCGGUAGUUGGUCUUCGUCUCGUUCCAACUUUGCGAGGACCGACCGAUGGGCGUCGAAGGGACCGAGAAGACCGAGCGGAAGGCGUCGUACCACCUACGACGGACGCCAACGACGUUCUACCGGAAGGUAUCGUAGCUACGGAGAUUGGAAGAGAUCACCGUCUUCGACUUCGUCGUAUCGACGAUCCUACGACGAUUGGUACGAUCGAGAGAAGCGGAAACGAGUGGAGGAGCGGAGAGUAAUUUACGUUGGACGGUUGGACGAAGGAAUCACCAAAGCUGAUUUACGCGCGAGAUUCGAAACUUUCGGUCCCGUGGUGGAUAUUAAUGGUGUGGCGAGCAGUUCGUUCAACGAUGGAUACGUGUCGCGAGAUGGCCAAGACAACACGUUCGAUCUUUUGUUGAAAGAAGCGAAAGCGAAACUACGCCGGAGGAACGUUUGACAUAGGUACUGUUUCUUCCUUGUAGAUAUAAUUUAAAGAAUUAGCGCGGAAAUGUGAUCGUCGUUGACGACGUUUGAAACGAACGAGUGGAGGAGAAAUCUAUACCGAUGUUUUCCACCGACGGAGAUUUCGUAAAAAUUGUAUAAUUGUUGUAGAGCGUAAACUGUUGCGACGUACGACGUGUACGUUUCUGAUACGAGCAACGGUCAACGAGUAUAUCUUUUCGAACUGAUGUUGUGAUUGAAAGUAUCGGUACCGUGUGUGUGUGUGUGUGUAUUGAUACGUAUAUAUAUAUAUAUAUAUAUA